Messenger RNA from Triticum turgidum subsp. durum (durum wheat), 399 nucleotides. Lineage: Eukaryota; Viridiplantae; Streptophyta; Magnoliopsida; Poales; Poaceae. The record is from the annotation of a GenBank genome assembly.
AUGGCGACCAGGUGCUUCUUCCCCAGGGACGCGGUGGCCGGACGGCACCAGUCCAAGGCGGCAGAGCAGGCCCUCGAGCAGCUGCACCACGGCGGCCGCGUCCUGUCCCGAGAGGAAGUGGGCGGCGCGGUGCGCGUCAAGAUCGUUGUCAGCAAGCGCGAGCUCAAGAAGAUGGUGGCCGCCCUCGGCACCGGCGGCGAGGUGGCGGCCGCAGCGGCGUCUGCUGAUCGCCGCAGCCGCCAGCGCGCGGCGGGCGGCGGCGGCAGCACGGACGCCGAGCAGAGGCUGCAGUCGCUCCGGCGGCGCAGCAUGCGCAGGGCGGCCGAGGAGACGAGGCGGAUGCAGGCGAGCGGGGAGUGGGAGCCCGGCCUCCAGAGCAUCCCCGAGGAGGUUUACUGA